Ostertagia ostertagi is the source of this 1944-nucleotide messenger RNA. NCBI's taxonomy places the organism in Eukaryota, Metazoa, Nematoda, Chromadorea, Rhabditida, Trichostrongylidae. The record is from the annotation of a GenBank genome assembly.
AUGAAAGCAUUCCGUGCGCAAAUUCCACCGCAGUCUCGAGGGUGCGUAUCCGGGCGAACAACACCGUUGAACGAUUACGAGGGCGAUAUUCUCGAGGAAAAUCCGCAGUAUAAGAACAAGGCACCGCCACAUCCAGUCGUCCACAGAAGGACAAGUAUCGAAUGGGAGAAUUUUGAAGAGGCAAAAGCCUCAUCUGAAGGGACAGUUCCCAUGGAACCCGUAGCGAGGGCAGCCGAGGAGUCUUGUGACGGGCAGGGAAGAAAUCCAAGCAAUGUGACGAAACCUUCCGAAGAGGACGAGCCGAUGUUUUCUGAAGAUAUGUCUGAAGAACGCAGGCGAGCUCAAGCUGCGAAGUUUGCGGCCAAAGAAGAAGAGACCAAGCCCGUGGUCCAAGAAGAAGAGGCCAAUGUGGAUGAGCAUCAGGCUUCCAAUGGGCAACACUCAGCAGGUGAACCCGAAUCGGAGCUGGAGACUGCUGUCGCCCACGAAGAUGUCACACCUGCUCUUCCAAGUGAUCCCACAACUGCUGACACCACGGCAGCUUCCGAAGCAGCUCCUGAGGCAGCACAACCCACUGAAGCAUCCGAAGUGGAGAACCAAGAGGCCGCCUAUGAUCCAAAUGCUUAUCCAGGUUACAUUUGGAAUUAUGAGACGCAGCAAUGGGACGUGGACCCUAAUUACGACCCCACUCAACACCAAACAUCCGAGUAUGCCUAUCAGUAUGACGGCUAUAGUGCAACUACCCAAGGUGAUGGCUACACUUACCCAGAAGGUGGUUAUGAUCAAGCCUAUGGUCAAACGUAUGCCUACGAUCAGGCCGGCAGCUACACAAGCUCCACUUACCCUGUGGGAGCCGACGCAAGCCCCUACGACCAAGGCUCCAGUGGCUACCCUGGCUACGAUCAAACAACCUAUGCGUAUGACCAGCCAGGUUCACAAGCCGGGUACGACACCACGGCCGCGGGAUAUGAUCAGCAGUACACAGACGCUCAAGGAAAUGGCUACGUAGACACCUCAUACUACGGAUACAACCAGAACCCCGUGGAUUACAGUGAACCUCCUAUUGGGGAUCCGUCCGCGAACGAUUACGACACCAGCGCCACAACAACCGAUAUAAGCGCUGGAUACGGCUAUGACCAGCCUGGCUACAGUGACGUUUCCGCGACAGGAGCCGGUGCUACCACCUACGACUACAGUAGCGCUAGUUACGGUAGCAGUAGCGCAGCGCCGGAUGCGGCUGUAUACGCAUACGAUCAAGGCGGGACUGAGUACGGUACUUCAGCCGCAACAGCUGGCGCACCGACCGACUACUCGUCAUAUUCUCACGAUUACCCGGCAGACUACUCGAAUUACCAGUAUUCCACAGAACCAACGGCUCAAGAUUACUCUGGAAGUUCGCAGCCGGAAGCCGGCGCCAGUCAUCCGUACCCUACACAACAGCUUUACCAAAGUGUCUCCGAAAAGCCACAGCCACCUCCGUUCACUCAACCGCUGUUUCAAAGCGCUCCUACAUCAGAUCCAUUCGCAUGGGAUGCUGUUGCUCAUGAGCCCCAAGCCGGCGGCUCAACCGGUCAGAUAUCAGAGCAACACUCACCGUCCAGACCUCCUCCUCCGUCAAGGCCUGCACCACCUAAGCAUCCUCGAACUGGAGCGGGCGAUGAGCAAGUCGCUACCGCACAUCUCCCUCCACCACGACCUCCUCCUGCUUCUUCACCGUCUGCUCCUCCUCCGCGACCUGGUCCACCUUCGCCCAAACCUCCGACACCGAGAAAGGUUGAACCGGAACCGGAACCGGAAGAAGAUGCAUGGACGGCGUUCAAGAAACUCACAGAGAAGUCUGUGACUCGUCGCAGUGAAGUCAACAGAAGGCACAUUGAAAAGACACGACUGAGCGAAACGACCGCCGUGAAGGAUAUAAAAGACGAGAGCUAUCUAGGUCAAGUU